Messenger RNA from Malania oleifera, 7815 nucleotides. RefSeq lists its product as uncharacterized. Gene Ontology annotation, cellular component: chromatin; histone deacetylase complex. Gene Ontology annotation, biological process: regulation of transcription by RNA polymerase II. The transcript has 13 exons. Lineage: Eukaryota; Viridiplantae; Streptophyta; Magnoliopsida; Santalales; Ximeniaceae. Gene Ontology annotation, molecular function: histone H3K9 demethylase activity; transcription coregulator activity; chromatin DNA binding. The coding region runs from base 587 to 6280 and encodes 1897 amino acids. The record is from RefSeq and is a predicted model, not a curated record.
AUGUGGGCAACUUUUAUUUCUGGGAAAGACGUGUAAAUCAAUCGGCAUGGGCUCUUCCAAAGCGGUAAGCUUUGGCGAAUCCCCUUCCUCGCUGGGUUACCUUACUCAGGGUCUCAUCGUCAUCUCAGAAAAGCUACAAAACCCCCAUUACCGGAUUAGGACCCAUCACCGCCGUCCGAUAAGGCGGAGAUACCCACCAUUAGAGGAUCAUAGUCACGUCUUUGAUGGCGAAUCCUCCACGUGAUAGCCCCAGUAGGACAAUUGACUGGACUCCACAGCUAUAUCUAGGACUGUCCCUCCCCUGUUCUCACUGUCCUCAGUGGGUCCCUCUCAAAUAUUUCAUCGCUCGACCUCUCUGUCCGUUUCCCCUCACAGCCACUGCGAGGCUGUUCCGAUUUUCCUUCCCCUCUCCGGCACAGAUCUUUCGUGUCCCUCUUUGAAAUUCGAGCAGAUGGGGGGAGCAAACAUACGGGUUUUAAUGUUAGACGACCCAGAUGGGAAAUUUUGUCAGCAAUGUUGAUUUGAUUUGAUUUGAUUUGGUUUGUUUUCUGGGAGAUUUUCAAAUUUUGAAAGAAAAGAGAAAAUUAUGUCUGGGGAGGAGAAGAGGUGUACGAGGAGGGGUACUCCCAAUUGGCGGUGUAAUGAGAAGGCUUUGAAGGGACGAUCCUUUUGUGAGAAGCAUUAUUUGAUGCAGGUUAAGAGGAACAUGAUGAAACAGGAGGCUGAGGGGGGCGGCGUUCGUAGGCGGCGGCGUAAGAGAGCGGGAAUUGGGGAGAUUGUGGUCGCCGGUGCCUGCGAGGAGGAGUGUUCUGUUCCUCACGAUGUGUACGUGCCGGCGCCGCCUGUUCAGCCCACCGGCGGCGGCGGGGGGUCAGAACUCGCCGAGGAAGGAAAUGUGGGUCGGGGCUGGUUUGGUCAAAUUGAGGGUGGAAAUGAGGUUUUGGGGCUUGCCGGCGAUGAGGGCCCGAGCCAUGAAAAUGGGGGUUUGGUUGGCGGUGGUGGUGCUAGUGGUGGUGGAGGAGGAGGAAUUGUGGGUAAUGGCUGGUUUGGUGAAACGGGGUAUGGAAAUGGUGGUGCAGGUCCUGGUGGUGGCGGGGUUCCGAGCACAUUCGGCGGAAUUGGUAGUGGCGAUGGCAGUCAGGGUCUUGGCGGGGGCGGCGUUCCGACCCAGUUCUGCGGAAUUGCGGGGGGGAACGGCGGUCUUGGUCUUGGUGUAGGUGGUGUUCCGAGCCGUUUUGGCGGAAUUGCAGGUGGAAACGGCGGUCUGGUUCUUGGUGGAGGAGUCCCAAGCCGGUUCGGCGGAGUUACCGGUGGUUAUGCCGGUCUGGUUCUUGGUGGAGGUGGAGUUCCCAGCCGGUUCGGUGGAGCUUUUGGGGGAAUUGCUGGUGGAAGUGGCGGUCUGGUUUUUGGUGGCGGUGGAGUUCCGAGCCGGUUCGGCGGAGUUUCUGGUGGAAAUGGCAGUCAAGUUCUUGGUGGAGGUGUUCCAAGCCGGUUCGGUGGAGUUGCUGGCGGAAACGGCAGUCCUGUUCCUGCAGGUGCAGGAGUUUUCGGUUGUGGCUGGUUCGGUUGGACUUCCGGCGAAGGACUGGGUUGGUUUGGUCAAGCUGUUUCUGGAAAUGAUAGUAGCUUUUCCGGUGGUGAAAAGUUUCAAGGUUGCUACGGACAAUUUGCAGGUCGCAAUGGCGGCAGUAGCCUUGGUGGUGAAGCCCUUGGCCGGUUCAGUGAAGUGGGUUGUGGAACUGGCAGUCUGGUUCUUCAUGGCGAAGGAUUUGGUGAGCAGGCUGGUGCAGCCAGUGGCGAAAAUGGUCAAAUGAAUCUUGCUGGUAAAGGAAUUGAAGGUUUUUCCAAUAAUCCAGCCACCGGUAAUGGUGGCAGGGAGGAGACCCCUUCUCAAAAGGGUAAGCGUGGUAGGCCAAAGGGUUCAAAGAAUAAGAAGAAGAUUGUUGCUGGUGAAGAAGUUCAAGGCCAAUCCGGCAAGGCUGCCGGAGGAAAUGACAUUUUGGUUCCUGCCACUGCAAAAAAUUGUGGUCAGUCCAUAGAAAGUGGUGGUGGAAAUGUUGGAGAUGAGACAGAUGGAUCUAAAGGAAAAUGUGGCCGGCCAAAAGGUUCAAAGAGCAGAAUAAAGGUGGUUCCUGACGGCCAGGAAGAUCACCAACCAGCUUCAGAUACUGCCGGUAAUAACAGUGCUGGUGAUCAGGUCAUUGGCUCAAAGGGCAGGCGAGGGCGAGCCCAGGGUUCAAAAAACAACAAGAUUAUAAAAGAAAGUGUGGGCAUGUCUGAUGAAGUUAUCGAUGGCAAUGGGGAUGGAAAUGGGAUUGUGUCCAUUGAAUUAGCCUCUGGCAAUAAGGGUGGAGAUGGAGCUCUAUCUGUUGAAGUUACCGGCAGCAAAGAUGGGGGUGUUCCACUGAAGUCUAAGAGAGGUCGACCAAAGGGUUUGAAGAGUAAGAAGCCAGUUCUUGGUGAUGAAGAUGGGAAGAGCCUCGCUGAUGAAGUUGGAGGCAAAAAUGUUCCAAGAGAUGACAAUGUACCUCAGAAAAGGAAGUUAGGUCGACCGAAGGGUUCGAAGAACAAGAAAAUAAAUCAUCGGAGCCUGGGCAAUGAAGUUGAAGGUGAAAAUGUUCUGGUAGAUGGGAAUGUACCUCCGAAACGUAAGCUAGGUCGACCCAAGGGUUCAAAGAAUAAGAGGAUAGUUCUUGCUGGUAAAUCCCUGAGUAGGAUUUUAGUGCAGAAGCAACAGAAUCAGAUCUCUCUCAUUAAAAUAGGAGAAAAUGAUUUGAAAAAGGACCCAGGGUUGCUGGUUGAGAAUGCAAAAGAUUCUGAUUAUACACGGAUGAACAACAGAGGAGGAUUAGCUGAAUCCGGCAAUGUUCAGAAGCGACCUAGAGGACGGCCGAGGAAGAUUAACAACCAACAUGAUAAAUCUACUUGUGCUGGACAGGGAGAAGCUCCUUUUGCAUUCGAAGAAUCAGGAUUAUCAGACGCCACGGGUAGGAAAAAGGAGCAAAGGGGUUUAAUGUGUCACCAAUGCUUGAGGAGUGAUAAGAGGGGUGUCGUCAUUUGUUCCAGUUGCAAAAGAAAGCGCUAUUGCUAUGAGUGUGUUGCCAAGUGGUAUCCGGAGAAAAAGAGAGCAGAUUUUGAGAUUGCUUGUCCAUAUUGUCUCGGCAAUUGCAAUUGCAAAGCAUGCCUCCAGGAAGACUUCGUAGUGAUGGAUAGUCGUGAAGAAGUAGAUAUAAAGCGUAGAUUUCAGAAGUUGCUUUACUUGCUAAAUAAAAGUUUGCCUCUUCUCAAGCAUAUUCACAGAGAGCAGAGCUCUGAAUUAGAUGUGGAAGCCAGAAUACGUGGGGUUCUGUUGACAGAGGAGGAUAUAACUAGAGCUAUUCUUGAUGAUGAUGACCGAGUAUUUUGUGACAAUUGCAAUACAUCCAUUGUCAAUUUCCACAGAAGCUGCCCCAAUCCUGAUUGUUCAUAUGAUCUUUGUAUCACCUGUUGUUUGGAACUAAGAAAGGGAUCCUGGCCUGGAGAUAAGAAAGAAGAAUCCUCUCAAAGACAAUAUAACAGAAGAGUAAAUGGUCAAGAUUUGGAUUUGAAUGGCCAGAUUCUUGCCAGCAUGAAAGAUUGUCACCAGGAGAUCCAAGCGGACCUCCCAGAAAACAAAUGCGCAGCUAAUAUGUACUGCAAUUUUCCUGAUUGGAGAGCAGAGACAAGUGGUCGGAUUCCUUGUCCUCCAAAGGCACAUGGAGGUUGUGGGACAGAGACACUUGAAUUGAGGCGCAUCUUUGAACCGGAUUGGGCAACCAAACUAAUUCAGAAGGCAGAGAAUUUGACCAUUAAUUACCAGAUGCCAGAUAUUGAUUUUUCUCAGGGUUGUUCAUUGUGUCUUCCUGUCAGAUCUUCAGGAAAUGUAGGAAAAGGUUCUGAAGUAAGACAGGCAGCUUUUAGGAAGGAGAGUCAUGAUAACUUUCUGUACUGCCCAAAUGCUCUUGACUUGGUAGAACAUGAUAUAGAACAUUUUCAAUUGCAUUGGAUGAGAGGUGAACCUGUCAUAGUUAGAAAUGUACUUGAAAAGUCAUCUGGUCUUAGCUGGGAACCAAUGGUCAUGUGGAGAGCUUUUAGAGGUGCCAAAAAAAUAUUAAAAGAGGAGGCUUUCAGUGUCAGGGCCAUUGAUUGCUUUGAUUGGUGUGAGGUUGAGAUAGAUAUUUACCAUUUUUUUAUGGGCUACUUAACGGGUCGUACGCAUAGCAAUGGGUGGCCGGAGAUGUUGAAGCUAAAAGAUUGGCCUCCAUCAAAUACAUUUGAAGACUGUUUGCCACGGCAUGAUGCUGAAUUUAUUUCUAUGCUUCCCUUUUGUGACUAUACUCAUCCAAAAUCUGGUCUUUUGAAUCUUGCAACAAAACUUCCUGAUGUUGCUUUAAAACCAGACUUGGGACCGAAGACAUAUAUUGCUUAUGGAUGUCAGGAAGAGCUUGGCAGAGGUGAUUCAGUGACAAAGCUACACUGUGACAUGUCUGAUGCGGUAAAUGUGCUGACGCACACAGCCAAGGUGAAAAUUUUACCCUGGCAGUGCAGAGCUAUGAAGGCACUGCAAAAAGAAUUUGAAGCUGAAGAUUUGGACGAGCCUUGUGGGACUAAUGAGGCUUCAGAUACAUUUGAAGGGAAACCGCAAAAGAGGGCUCGCACAGAUGAUCCUGUAAAUUCUGAGAACACCAUUAAGCCACUUAUAAAAGUGCAAACUAUAGAAGAGGAUGGACUGAUUAAACAAAAAGAUAGCACCUUGCCAUUAUUAGACUCAACAUAUUUGGGAACUACGGGCUUGGAGAAAGCAGUGUAUGUUGCAGGAUAUCCUCCUCCUGAGAAUGCGACGAAUAUUAAUACUGAAGGGCAAUCUGUUCAAAAUUUGAAUACUAACAGUCAAAUUGUUGACCUCCAGAUGUAUGAGUUGAAAGAAUCUGGCCCCUGUGAGAAAACAAAUCAAUUGGUUAACAAACUGGUUGAGUCAAAAAAAUGUUCAUUGUUCUGUAGUGCUCUUGUUAAGGAUAAAUCCUUAGCUGAAAGUAAGGAUUCUGGAAAAGGCGAACUGACUAACUACAGUGUACAAAAAAUGGCCACCAUUAAGGCUGAAGAAGACAAACAUUGCAUUAUGAACAAUCAAUCACAUGCAUGCUUAGGCCUUAAUGAGAGGAAUUCAUGCAUUUUUCCUAAAAGCAGUGAUAGAGAGUUAAAUAUACAGGUAACAGGGCAGGCUGAAAGAGAAUCUUGCAUGAGCAGAUAUGAUGUCGAUGAGAAUAAUCUUUGCUCUCAUCAUGAGACAAGUUCCUGUACCAACCAUCCUGCUGCCAAAGAACUCUGUUCACGCAAUCAAGAGUGCACACAGCCUGCUUUACCGUUGAUAAGAGAACUUAUAAAUGGGAAAGAUGGUUUGGGGAUGACUUUUUUGGGCAACUACAAGAAUAAUGGUCCAGUGGUAGAUCCAUGUGAGUCAGAUGCAAAUGCAAUCUGUUCUGGUAAAGAUAGGGAUGCUGCUACAAAUAAUUCAUCUUCACAAAAUGAAAUAGAUGCAAGCCCCCACUGUGUAGCACGGGAAAAACCUGGUUCAGCUCAUGAACUUGAUGCUGAAAAUAAAAUAACAGAGAGAAACUUGUGCAAUCAAGAAGAUUUCCAGAGAUCUUCAGGAAAUUGCGCUAAUGAUUUUAAGUCACUAAGGCAAGAUUCAGUUGCAUUGACAGAUUCUCAGGAAAAUAAUGCCAUUCCAGAUGUUGCAUUUGGAGGUGCUGUCUGGGACAUUUUUCGCAGGCAGGAUGUACCCAAAUUAAAUGAGUAUAUUCAGAAGCAUCAGAAAGAGUUUCGUCACAUCAAUAAUAACCCUGUGAAUUCUAUUUUUCAUCCUAUUCAUGACCAGAACUUUUAUCUGACUGAAAUGCAUAAAAAGCAACUGAAGGAGGAGUUUGGUGUUGAACCUUGGACAUUUGAGCAAUACCUUGGUGAAGCUGUUUUCAUUCCUGCAGGAUGCCCGCAUCAAGUAAGAAAUAGACAGUCAUGCAUUAAAGUGGCUCUCGACUUUGUAUCCCCUGAUAAUGUUCAAGAAUGUAUUCGGUUGACAGAGGAGUUCCGUUUGCUCCCCAAAAACCACAGAGCUAAGGAAGAUAAAUUGGAGGUGAAGAAGUUGGCACUCUAUGCUGUUAGUAAUGCUGUAAGUGAAGUCACAGAUCUGAUGUCAAAACUUGAAUCAUUAGACAUUCAGUCACAAGCUAAAGGCACUAACUCCACCCAAGCUGACACUUAAAACUCCUCAAGUGAUAUCUCUCACUGUAUUGAUCUAAACUUGUUUAAUAUCAAUCUUAUCUAAGAUGUUUCUAGCUCCUUCCAAAAUUAUAUUUGACUAACUUUUGGGAUUUUUCUGGUGUUUUUAUGUGUCCAAUGCCAAUAACUGGAGGUUAUCUAGCAUGAGUUAUUAAUAGGCUUGCUUUUACCAUGAAGGUUUUCUUCCUUCUCAGAAAAAUAACAAAAUUAAAAUAAAAUGGAGAAUUCCUACUUUAGGUUGAAGACAUCUUCGGUAUGCAUAGCUUGUGGCUACCCAAGUGACCAUUCCAAAGUUUCGCAAUAGUUUCCUUGGGUCCAUUAACUUAACAAAACUUAGCCAAUGCCUGCUGUUCUCAUACUUUGUUUUAAUUCAUGGGUUGCUUUUUUCACUUUCAGAAAAACGGGCCUCCUCUAAUUGAAAAAUACUUGGUUAGCUGUAUUGUACAUCUGGCUUGAUUUUCAAAUUCUUUUUUUCGGCAAAAAUCUCUAUGACUUUUCAUUGUUUUUGGGCAAAUAUUUAGAUUCUGUGUUUAUUUUCUUGUACUAUUUUUUGUCGAUAUGGACAUUAUAUGAUUGUGCUCCCCUGUUGCACCCUGGAAAUGGCAUAUUAAUGUGGCAAAUUAUUGAUUUAAAGAAAUUAAUUUGUUUGCCUCUUCAAACCUCAAUGUUACAGGAAAACAAAUUUGUCUUGUGUUUCCUUGAAAAUUCACUUGGUUAACUGUCUUAAUGGUGUUUAAAUUUCUCUUGAUUUGUCUCAUUUUUCUAUGAACCGCCUUAAAAAAUUUUUUAGUAUAUUCACUGAUGUGAAUUGACAUUACACUGCAAACGUUGAAAAUUAUAAAGCACAUCCAGGCAGUUGUCAUUGUAACUCAAAUGAGAUCACAUAGAAAAAUGUCAUUUUGUCGAGAUCAUUUUGUAAUUUUCUUCUUGCUUUUGACUGUUCAUACAAGUCACCUUCUUGCAGUUCAUCAGAAGGGAACAAGAAGCAUUAGGACCAGCUAUUAAAUUUGAACAUGCUCAUGCCUUUUGCAGUUGGCAAGCGUUGACGCAAUGGUAAGCGUGUCGAACCACUCAAAUGAGAAGGCCAUAGGUUCAAGCCACUUGAACAGCUUCUCCAAUUUUGGAGUUAAGGCUGCAAACACCCUGUUCUCUCACACCCUCAAUAUGGCGUGGGAGCUUUCUGCACUGCGUGUUUCAAUUCCCUUUUUACCAUAUCUGUACAAAUAGGCGUUCAUGACCAAAAGCACAACCAUAGAAGAAUAACUGCGAUGAAUGAGGCAUCCCAUUUGAGAAAUAGUCCUGCUCAUGUAUAUUAUAGUCAUGUUCACUAGCUAUUCUUGUUAGACUAAGGCUGUAAUUUUGUAAUAAUUCUGCACUGUUGUACUGUCCCCAAAAAACAAAAUUCUGUUGGGUGUAUGUUUCACCGUUGCAAUGCCCAUAUGGAAGGUUGCCAUGCUACUUUAGAGUUUAGAUCUGUAUUAGUAAUUUUUAUUUUUGGAAUACAUGACCCAUUCAGCA